This is a messenger RNA of Staurois parvus, 1023 nucleotides long. The record is from the annotation of a GenBank genome assembly. NCBI's taxonomy places the organism in Eukaryota, Metazoa, Chordata, Amphibia, Anura, Ranidae.
AUGCUCCGCUCCAUCCCUGCGAACCGCCUGGUAGCGGUCGUGUCUGGCAGCAGCGUCCUGGUAAAGUGCCUAUGGGGGUCGGUUCUGCUCCUUUAUCUUCUCUCCUUUUGGGUCGACACUUGGCGUGUCUUGGCUGUCACUCCAGGCCUCCUGCUGCUGCCCCCCAACCUUUGGCUGUGGACCCUGUUCACGCAUGGACUAGUGGAGCUUCACAUCUGGGACGUUUUGGCAAACCUUCUUUUGACUUUGGGGGCUGGUCGGAGACUGGAACCACUUUGGGGGGCCCCGGAACUCCUACUGUUUUAUGGCGUUGUGAGCAUUUCUGUGGGUGUCUUGAGCUCCCUCUGUUUCCUGGUAGCCUACGCGGCCUCUUCCAACCUCAACUUCCUCUUCAACACCCGAAUCCAUGGUUUUCCCGCUUUUGCAGGAGCUGUUUUGGUGGCACAUAAGCAGACUGUCGGAGAUGGACUGGUGGAUUCCCAAAGAUGGGUCCGGCUUCUGCCCCAGCUGGCCCUUCUGGGUGUGGCGGUGCUGACGUUGGCUGGUUUGAUCCCCAGCCCGAUGUUGGUGGGGUACAGCCUUGGAAUGGUAUCCGGUUGGGUGUAUCUACGCUUCUAUCAAAGACACAGCCGAGGCAGAGGAGACAUGUCUGAUCACUUCUCCUUUGCUAGCUUCUUCCCUGGUCCUCUUCAGCCGGCAGUGGCUCUCCUGGGCAACCUGACGCACGCCUUCUUGGUGAAACUGCGGCUGUGCCCGCGAGCGGUAAAGAGAUAUGAUGUUGGGGCUCCUUCGUCCAUCACCAUCAGCCUGCCUGGAACUGACCCUCAAGACGCAGAAAGGCGAAGGCAGCUGGCGUUGAAGGCUCUAAACGAGCGUCUGAAACGAGUAGAAGACCAGACAUCAUGGCCAAACAUGGAUGAAGAAGAGGAUGAAGACUCCAUACAGGAGACCUCCUUUAACAGCAGUGAUCAGCCACACACUCCGGCAGCUCACGAGAAGAGCGAGGCGGCACUCACGGUGUAA